Molecule: messenger RNA, 2553 nt
Organism: Micromonas commoda
Lineage: Eukaryota; Viridiplantae; Chlorophyta; Mamiellophyceae; Mamiellales; Mamiellaceae
Exons: 1
Coding region: 1-2553 (850 amino acids)
Source: RefSeq, a predicted model, not a curated record
AUGGGGGCCGGCGCUGACGGCGGAAGGACUCGCGGCGAGCGCGCGGGUAAUACGCGUCGCGUCGCGCGCGGCGGCGAAGCAUCGACUCGCGAUACGGCGUCGAGGGGCCGCAGAGAGAGAGAUGCGUCGAACCGCAUUGUUGCCAGGGAGAGCAGGUCCGAAGCGACGGCGAGGAGGAACGCGACGAGGAACAGGAAGGAGGCCGAGAUCGUGGCCGCGCGGGACGCCAAGAUCGUGAGCGUCAACCCGUUCUUCCUCGAGAAGGAGCUCCUGCCCAAGCAGACGUGGCCCGACGGCACGCCCAACAUACGGGCGCAGCUCACUUCGCUUUGGGUGCUCGGCCAGCCCCACUCCGCGCUCGGCGUGCCCCCGCCCCCCGAACCCCCGAGGUUCGGGUCGUUGAGCUCCCCAACACCGCCGUGCUGCGGAUGCGGCCCGCCGGUGAGCUGUCUCAGGUGCUUCGGCGGGGGAGGGGUGGACGAGACCGAGCCCGGGACUCCAAUGGCUCGACGUGGAAAGACGACGCACGACCUCCGCGGGUUCGACGACGUCUUCGGCGUCGACCAGUCACCGGACGACUCGACCAGUCACCGCGAGCCCCGGGGGAAGAAAAAAGGCAAAGGCGCGACGGGUACGCACGGGUCGGACGAUGGCGACUGGGACUCGGAGGUUCAGUGCGCCGCGUGCGCACCCUUCGGCGGCGGCGGCGGAAGGCGUCACCGGAGGAGGAGGAGAAAGGGCGGCGGCGACGACGACGAGGACGACGGGGAGAUCGACGGCGCUCGUUGGCGGAGGCGACGGAAGGGAGGGGCGUGCGGUGCGUUGACAUGCGCCGAUGACUGGUCGAGCUCCGACGGGGAAGGGUCUUUGUCGGGGGGUCGGAAAAAGUCGCGUCGGAGGAGACGCGGUAAAGGCGAAAAAGACGACUGGGACGACGACGACGACUUUGGUUUCGGUGGGUGCUUCGCUUUCGUGUUUGGAAUCUCCAAGGAGGAACGGAGGAGGAGGGAGCGACGUCGAAUGCGCGACGCGAGGAUAAAGGAACGAAGAGAACGGCUGAGAACGGGCGAUAAGGCUGACGGCGGGAGCGACGCGGGCGUGGGCGUGUCGGACGACGAUCGCGACGAUGGGUACAACUCCGGGUACAACUCCGGGUACAACUCCGCGUUCGACCCCUACGCCGGGAAGGAUCUCGACCGGGGGAGGGACUUUCCAGACUGGCACCUCGCUCGCGCGCCGCUCAAGGGCGUGGGGUUCGUCUCCAACCGCGAGAGGGUCUACGCCACGUGGAAGCCCCGACGGCCCAUCGACGUAUCCUUCACGCGACCCUCCGUGCUGCUCAUGUCCCAGAUGGCUUUUGUCUAUUCCCAGCCGAUGUGGCGGUCCCUCGCGGCGUUUCAACGCGUGGACCCGGCGCUUUGUGCCGAGCCCGAGAUGCCUCACGUCACCGGCGAGCGAUCGGACGUGUACGAGCGGCUGCGAGAGGAGGCGCGGGUGUAUCGCGUCUCUCACCGAACCCGACACGCGUCCGCGCCGUGGUCCGAGGAUAUGCUCGGAGCGUUCCUCGGCUGCGCGUUCGCGACAGCCGCGUGGAGCUGCGCUCUUCGUGACCCUCGAAACAAACGCAGGCGACGAAGACGUAAGAUCGAGACGUUCCUCUUCUUCGGCGUGCUGCGGGGAUGGCACGACGCGGCUCGCGCGCACCAGGCCAAGGUGGAGAGCCGAAGGGUCAACCUCGAGCUCAUGGCCUUUUUGGCUAAGCAGCACAGGCAGAAGCGGUGGGAGGCGAGCCUGAACGAGACUUGGGACGACGUCAAGACCGCCGACGGCGUCGAAGGCUCCACGGCAAGAGCCGCCGCCGCGAGUACCGGUAAGACCGCGACGGCAGCUUCGAACGACGAGGCGAAUGACGGCGGACGGGGUGAGAGCGCGAGUUUCGUGCGACGCAUCGUCAAAAUCGGGACGGACGCGAUGGACGCCGCCAGGAACGCGCUCGGCGCCGGCACAGACGACGCGACGACGAAAGAAAGAGACGGCGAUGAAGGCGAUAAAGGCGAAAUCAAGGGCGAACGCGCCGCGGACGACGACGUCGAUGCGACGGACGGUGCCGUCGGCGAGGGCGCCGCGGGCUCAAAGGGUCCCGCGGUGAAGCUCCUCGACGACGACGGCGCCGGGCCGAUCGCGUGGAGCGUAACCGCGUCCAUCGAGCAGGAGGGUGGCGGAGGAAACGACGACGGUCGAUCCGGGGGUAUGUUCGACUUUAUCGGCGCGGAGUGGUCCGCGCAGAGCAACCCCGACAACACGACGGAUGCGACGUCUCUGUACGACGAGACGGUGGCUCGCGCUCUGCGAGGAGCCGUGCGCAGGCACAGGAACAAGCUCAAGGGCCGACGCGCGUUCUGGCCCGCGAUCGAGGAGCUAUCGCUGAACGACGGCGUUUACGCGAAGGCCAAGCCGGCGGCGGCGCCCGACGAGACGGAAGACGAUCGCGACACUCCCAUCGGCCCGGUGCGAAUCACGAGGAUCUCGCCUCACCCGACGACCACGGCGUGA